This is a messenger RNA of Aspergillus welwitschiae, 3741 nucleotides long. Its product is annotated as putative copper resistance-associated P-type ATPase. Bases 1 to 3741 code for a protein of 1246 amino acids. The record is from RefSeq and is a predicted model, not a curated record. Gene Ontology annotation, molecular function: ATP binding; copper ion binding; P-type divalent copper transporter activity. Gene Ontology annotation, cellular component: membrane. The transcript is spliced from 2 exons. Gene Ontology annotation, biological process: monoatomic cation transport; copper ion homeostasis. Lineage: Eukaryota; Fungi; Ascomycota; Eurotiomycetes; Eurotiales; Aspergillaceae.
AUGUCGCCGACGGCAGCAGACACCAACUCUCGAGUUCCUGCUGGACAGGACUCGAGACUCCUCAGAAGCAUAUUCUUUGUCAGCAACAUUCAUUGCUCCUCUUGCGUCGCAUACAUCAAUGAAGUCCUAUCAGACAUUGAUGGGGUGAGGGAUAUCGAUGUCACAGAAACCGACCCGUCACGCCUUGCUUCGGCUUUGGUUGAAGCUGCCUUUGAGGUUCACCAUGUCACUACAUAUGAACCGAGAGGAUCAGUCAUCUCGGAACUUGAUACGACUUCAUGGCUACCCCGCGACUCAGUCCUUUUCUCCACCCAGCCUAACAUCAAUCGAGUUCCAGCUCUGGGAAGCAGACAUGUCGACAACUGUGACGCUUGCAGGAAAGAAGAACUGGAUAGCCUCGCGGCCGGCGAAGAUUUGGCAGAUGCUGCUCGCCGCCCUCGGGACCGCUAUAGUGGUCUUCGAACGGGUGGUAAGCCCGGUCCAUCCCAAUCAGAAGUGCAAAGUCUAGUAGCCCGGGGGUCAGUUGAAGAUGUUACACCCGUGGAGUCGCCCAAGACGCCUCACCAUCCAGAAGAGAAGGAAAGGUUUGGUGCACGUGUGAGCAUUGGUGGGAUGAGCUGUGCUUCAUGCGCCAACAGCAUCACAAACGAAGUGAAAGAGUUGGAUUUUGUUGAGGACAUCACCGUCAACCUCCUUACCAACAGUGCUACUGUUGUCUUUACUGGUCCGCAGUCAAACAUCAACAAGGUUGUCGAGCAGAUUGAGGAUAUCGGUUUCGAAGCGUCGCUUGAUGAGGUCAAUAUGAUCAAAACAGCUCCCGCACGCAAGGAGGCCCCUUCGACAUUCGUCGCUGAACUUGCUAUUGGCGGCAUGACGUGCGGUUCGUGCUCCGGAGCGGUUACGCGAGGGCUGGAGGAGCUUCCUUUCGUUACUACUGUUUCGAUCAACCUCUUGACCCACAGCGGAAGAGUCGAGUUUGAGGGCCGUGACCAUAUUGACGAGAUUGUGGAAAAGAUUGAAGACCUCGGCUAUGAUGCUUCGGUCGACAAUGUGACAGCCCUGGUGGCAGAUAGUGAUGACGAGCCUCUGGAAGAGAGGACACUGUCCAUCCGUGUGGAUGGUAUGUUCUGCCAUCACUGCCCGGACAAAGUUGUCAAGUCCUUGGAAGCUUUCCCGGAUGUUAAGGUCGAAGGCAACCUGUCCGUUAAGAAUCCGAUUCUUGCGGUUACGUAUACACCAAAACCCCCCUCUCUCACAGUGAGAAGUAUACUUCGGACAAUCGAAUCAGCUCACGAUGCUUUCACUGCCACCGUUUAUCGUCCUCCAAGCGUCGAAGAUCGGUCCCGAGCUAUGCAGCGCCACGAAAGACGCCGACUGUUCACCCGAUUUAUCUUUGUUUUGCUUGUAGCAAUUCCCACGUUUAUACUGGGUAUUGUAUUCAUGAGCUUGGUGUCAUCCAACAACAAGGUUCGCAAGUUUUUGGAACAACCGAUGUGGGCCGGAGAUGCCUCGCGCCUCGAAUGGGCCCUCUUUAUCAUGACAACCCCGGUUAUGUUCUACGGCGCUGAUAUCUUCCACGUGCGGGCGAUGAAAGAAAUCUACUCGCUUUGGCGUCCUGGAAGUCGUGCACCGCUCCUGCGCAGGUUCUACCGGUUUGGAAGCAUGAACCUCCUCAUCUCCGCCGGAACGACCGUAGCCUACGUCUCGUCUCUGGCUGUUCUUAUUAUGGACGCCGCUAUGGGCUCAGCGUCCAACACACAUAGCUCAACAUAUUUCGACACAGUUGUGUUUCUCACCAUGUUUAUUCUCGCCGGGCGGUUCAUGGAAGCGUACAGCAAAGCGAAGACCGGGGAUGCGGUCGCAUCUCUUGGAAAGUUGCGCCCGACAGAGGCUUUGCUGAGAAUCAGCGCAAGUGACGCAGACCAACCCGGUGACGAAAACACACAUGCAGAAGAUGGCUACGAGCGGAUCAAUAUUGACCUGCUAGAAAUUGGCGAUGUGGUUAGCAUACCUCAUGGCGCCUCGCCACCUGCCGACGGUGUUGUCGUUGGGUCUGCUUCAUACCAGUUUGAUGAAAGCUCGUUGACGGGAGAGUCGAAACCCGUCCACAAGUCAGCAGGUGAUCAAGUUUACACCGGUUCCGUGAACGUCGGUCAGCCCGUCGAGGUCAAGGUCACUGCAAUCGGGGGCUCCUCGAUGUUGGAUCAGAUCAUCUCCGUGGUGCGAGAAGGUCAGAGUAGACGUGCGCCGCUGGAACGGGUUGCAGAUCUACUCACUUCUCACUUUGUUCCGAUCAUCACGCUGAUCGCCAUCCUGACUUUCGUCAUCUGGCUUGCUCUCGGUCUGUCAGGGACACUGCCUGACGAUUACCUUGACGUUGCACGCGGCGGCUGGACAUUCUGGGCUCUGGAAUUUGCAAUCGCUGUGUUCGUCGUGGCUUGCCCCUGUGGUCUCGCACUCGCCGCUCCCACGGCACUUUUCGUGGGCGGUGGACUAGCUGCUAAGCAGGGUAUCUUAGUCAAAGGAGGAGGUGAGGCGUUCCAAGAAGCGAGCCGGCUCGACGCCAUCGUGUUCGACAAGACAGGAACUCUCACAGAGGGCGGCAGCCUGCAGGUAUCCGAACACGAAGCCCUCAUUUCGGACACCGACGUGAUACAGGUGGCUUGGACGCUCGCCCGAAAGCUCGAAGAAAGCAGCAAUCAUCCAAUCGCUCGAGCCAUCUCGGCUUUCUGCAAGGAAAAGCCCUCGGUCACGAUUACCAGCGCCGACAUCGAAGAAAGAUCCGGUCAAGGUAUGAAAGGCACGUUCGCUGUAUCAAUGCCGAAUCCCAAUGAGAAAUCCGACACGCCCACUCAAUACGAGGCUGCCAUCGGCAACCAACGUCUCCUACACAGCCUAGCAACCUCAGACUACGACGAAAGCUACCUAUCCAAAACCCUCUCGAAGUACCAAGCUGCCGGUAAAUCCACCGCGAUCCUAUCUCUCCGUUCCCAGAACGAACCCUCCUUCACCCCCGCCAUCGUCUUCGCCAUCUCCGACACCAUUCGACCCGACACCGUCGAAGUCAUCUCCAAGCUCCAAAAGCGCAAAGUCAAUGUAUAUAUGUGCACCGGCGACAACCAAACAACCGCGCACGCCGUCGCCGACAUGGUAGGCAUUCCGCGCUCUAACGUCAUGGCAAACGUAAUGCCAGCAGGCAAAGCCGAUUUCGUGCGUCAAAUCCAAGACAGCAACAACAACUUCACCCCGCAGACCGACUCCGAAGCAGAAAGCCAGCGAGCCCCCACCAACAACCGUUCCAUCGUCGCCUUCGUCGGCGACGGCGUCAACGACUCCCCGGCCCUCGCCGCAGCAGACGUGAGCAUCGCCAUGGCGUCGGGAUCCGAUGUCGCCAUGAACUCCGCAAGCUUCAUCCUCCUCAACUCAGAGCUCGACACCAUCUUGCAACUUGUCUUGCUAAGCCGUCGUGUCUUCAACCGCGUCAAGCUGAACUUCGGUUGGGCGUUGAUCUAUAAUUGCUGCUUGGUGCCUGUCGCUGCUGGUGUCUUCUAUCCGAUUGUUAGUGGGCAUAAGCAGGAGAUGGUGGGUGGGGAGCUUGUGGUUACUGAUACGCAUUGGAGGUUUAGUCCGGUCUGGGCGGCGUUGGCGAUGGCGUUGAGUAGUAUUUCGGUUGUUUGUAGUAGUCUUGCUUUGGGGAUUAGUCGCAGGUCGAUUAAGAGGGUGUUUGGGUUGGGGGCUUAG